AUGAUCCCGCUGGAGAAGCCGGGAGCCGGUGACUCUUCCUCAGCCGCCGCCUCGGACCCGGCGGUCCGGGGUCCCAGCGCGAUGCGCCGGCCGCCGCCCCAAGCUCGUGGGCUGCUGACGGAGAUCCGCACCGCCGUGUGUGCCGAGCCCUUCCAGGACGCCUACAGCCUGAGCCCGGGCCGGGAGCUUGGCAGGGGAAAAUUUGCUGUGGUGAGAAAAUGUAUAAAGAAAGAUUCUGGAAAAGAAUACGCAGCAAAGUUCAUGAGAAAAAGAAGAAAAGGUCAAGAUUGUCGGAUGGAAAUAAUCCAUGAGAUUGCGGUUCUUGAACUGGCUCAGGACAAUCCUUGGGUCAUUAAUCUGCAUGAAGUCUAUGAGACACCAUCAGAAAUGAUCUUAGUUCUGGAAUAUGCUGCUGGAGGUGAAAUUUUUGACCAGUGUGUUGCAGACAGGGAUGAAGCCUUUAAAGAAAAAGAUGUGCAAAGACUUAUGAGGCAAAUUUUAGAAGGAGUUCGCUUUUUACAUACUCAUGAUGUGGUUCAUCUUGACUUGAAGCCUCAGAAUAUUUUGUUGACAAGUGAAUCGCCCUUGGGUGACAUUAAGAUAGUUGAUUUUGGCCUUUCAAGAAUAAUGAAGAGCAAUGAAGAGCUCAGAGAAAUUAUGGGAACUCCUGAGUAUGUGGCUCCUGAAAUUCUUAGUUAUGAUCCUAUCAGCAUGGCAACUGAUAUGUGGAGUAUUGGCGUGCUAACAUAUGUCAUGCUUACGGGCAUAUCACCCUUCUUAGGUGAUAACAAGCAAGAGACAUUCUUGAACAUCUCACAGAUGAAUUUAAGUUAUUCUGAGGAAGAGUUUGAUGUUGUAUCAGAGUCAGCUGUUGACUUCAUCAAAGCACUGUUAGUUAAAAAACCUGAAGACCGCGCCACAGCUGAAGAAUGUCUAAAACAUCCAUGGUUGACACUGAGCAGUCUUCAGAGUCCUCCUCUCAAGAUGAAAGCUGCAUUAGAAGAAGCAAAUGCCCUCCAAGAAGGUGAUUCUGUACCAGAAAUUAUUUCAGCUACUGAGAAAGCGGAAGCUGAGGAAGUACUUCUAACGGAAGAGUUCAUUGUGGUUACUUCAUAUACAUUAGGACAAUGCAGACAGUCUGAAAAAGAGAAAACAGAGCAAAAGGCCAUUUCCAAACGAUUUAAAUUUGAAGAACCUUUGCUACAAGAAAUUCCAGGAGAAUUGAUCUACUGAGCAGUAUUUUCCUUUAGACCUCGAAUUGAGAACAUUAAUAAUAUUCAUGGGCCUCUGGCCAAAUGAUACGUGUACUGAAUGUGGGUAGCCAGGUCUCACUGGUAUGAAGGAAAAGAACUUUGCCAAACUGGUGGAGUUUUGGGUCAAUCCAGAUUCAUUAAGUUGCCAACCACAGCAGGUUUGAGAGGUAAAGUUCUCUGUUUCAGUGUUGUUCCUGAGAAGUUUACCGUUUGCACCUCGUAGUUAUACAUCUGUGUCUCCAGAUUUAGAAUUGGUAGGCAAAGUUAUUUGUAUUUGCUGUCUUUUAAAAUCCAGUAAAAGUGCCAAAAUUACA
Molecule: messenger RNA, 1567 nt
Organism: Chrysochloris asiatica (Cape golden mole)
Lineage: Eukaryota; Metazoa; Chordata; Mammalia; Afrosoricida; Chrysochloridae
Gene: STK17A
Product: serine/threonine kinase 17a
Exons: 7
Coding region: 1-1233 (410 amino acids)
Biological process (GO): protein phosphorylation; positive regulation of apoptotic process; intracellular signal transduction
Cellular component (GO): nucleus
Molecular function (GO): ATP binding; protein serine/threonine kinase activity
Source: RefSeq, a predicted model, not a curated record